Arachis ipaensis is the source of this 603-nucleotide messenger RNA. RefSeq names its product putative sucrose transport protein SUC6. The record is from RefSeq and is a predicted model, not a curated record. Lineage: Eukaryota; Viridiplantae; Streptophyta; Magnoliopsida; Fabales; Fabaceae. Gene Ontology annotation, cellular component: vacuole; plasma membrane. Gene Ontology annotation, molecular function: sucrose:proton symporter activity.
AUGUUUGCGGGUGUCGUUGGGGCCACCGUAGCUUUUUUGACAAUUGGAUUCGCCAAAGACAUUGGGUACACCUUUGGAGACAACCUCUCCGAGUAUACUCAGCAUCGCCCCUUAAUCAUUUUUGGAAUCGGAUUAUGGAUGUUGGAGAUUUCGAUUAACAUGAUUGAUGCCCGCUGCAGAGACUUCCGGCAUGAUCUUGCCAGCAGAGACCAACCAAAGAUCAAACUGGUAUACCAGUUUUUCUCAUUCUUCAUGGCAGUCAGAAAUGAACUGGGUUACUUGGGCGCCUUAUUUAGUAGAUUCAAUGUUUUGUUGGCUUUUACCGUGAUAAAAGCAUGUGAUAGGUUAUGCGCAAAUGUGAAAAGCAUAUCAAUUUUUUCAGUCCUUCUUCUACCGUUAUUGACGGCUGUGGCUGUGUUCUGCGUCCAGAAAAAGCCAGCAUUUCCUAAGAAGGAGUCAAGUGAGAGAGAAGAGGAUGAUGACAGAUGCGUACUAGUUAAAUGCUUUCGAGAAAUGUUUCGGACCAUGAAGAGGUUGAAUAAAACUCAACAUGUUAUUCAGCCUCUUCAUGGUCCGAAACAUUUCUCGAAAGCAUUUAACUAG